CAUGAAAGGUGUGGUUUCAUUCUCUUUCCAAGUAGACCACGACACACAUUCUGGAAUCAUCCUUCCUUCCUUUACCUUACACUCUGUACACUACCUCCAGCCAGGAGAAGGUUCCUUGUACCAGUAUCUCUUUGUAGAACCAUUAAAAGAUCACGUGACUAAGAAUGGAAGAUCUAUAUGAAACGCUUGGUGUAUCUAAACAUGCAACUGAGUCUGAGAUUAGAAGAGCAUAUCAUCGACUAGCUAAGCAGUUCCAUCCGGAUAAGAAUCCGAUUGAUUCAGAAGGAGAGAAAUUCAAAUCGAUUCAAUUUGCGUAUGAAGUUUUAUCAGAUUCUCAUAAAAGAGAGAUGUACGACAGAUAUGGGAUUGAUGCCGUGAAGGAAAGUGGAGGUGCUUCUGGUUUUGGCGGAAUGGACGGAUUCUCAAGCAUGUUUGGUGGUGGGGACAUGUUCUCGAGUUUCUUUGACGGCGGACUCUUUGGAGGAGGAAGAAGUCGUCAAAAAAGCAAGAUGGAUUCCUUUGCCAUUCCACUAGAGGUCACUCUUGAAGAACUGUACAAUGGGACUACUAAACAAAUCGAAUUUAAACAUAAAGUCAUAUGUUCCUCGUGUUCUGGGACUGGUUCCAAGUCUGGCAAUAAUGUUAACUGUCGGAAGUGUCGCGGGUCAGGGAUCCAAGUGACCCAUAGACCAAUUGGACCGGGAAUGGUCCAACAGAUGAGGGGACCUUGUACUGACUGUGAAGGAACAGGAACUUUUGUAAAAGAGAAGGACAGGUGUAAGAAAUGUAAAGGAAAGCAAGUCAUUGAAGAGGAUUGUACGCUGGACGUAACAGUCUCUCCUGGAAUGUCACAUAAUCACAAGAUACCGAUGAGGGGAGCAGGGGACCAAUCGCCUGAUAUGGAGUCGGGUGAUGUCAUUGUGGUAUUACAAGAACAAGAACACUCAGUUUUCACAAGAAAGGGAAUUGAUCUUUUUGUGAAGAAGAAGCUUUCUGUAAUUGAUGCCCUCUGCGGCUGUACAUUUUACAUAGACCAUCUUGAUGGGCGGAAACUAGCAGUGACCAACCCACCUAGUCAAGUAUUGUUCCCGGGGUGCAUUAAAGGUUUGAGUGGUGAGGGAAUGAUGAGUCAGCGGCUUCACAUCAAAGGAAACCUUUACUUUGAAUUUGAGAUUGAUUUCCCGCCAGAAAACUUUAUCACUGAAGAUGAAAAAUUUGCAGAAUUAGAAGCCAUUUUACCAAGUAAAGACAACUCACUGGACAUUACUGAUGAUAUGGAACCAGUUGAUCUCCAUAAUCUUGAGAACACGAGAGGAUUAGGAGGAGGAGGGAGGGAGGGAGAUGAAGGAUCUUAUGUUGACCACGAUAUGGGGGGACAUGAUCACGGAGGAAUGCGCUGUGCUCAGCAAUAAAAAGACUAUAGUCUAAAAAUAUUAUUAUUAUUAUUAUUAUUAUUAUUAUUAUUAUUAUAUACUGUUAGCAAUGGACUUUAUAUUAUUGUCUGUUUGUACAUGUAUAGAAGUAAUAAAAAUUGGGUUUCUCUUUGUU
Messenger RNA from Amphimedon queenslandica, 1548 nucleotides. RefSeq names its product dnaJ homolog subfamily A member 2-like. The coding region runs from base 165 to 1412 and encodes 415 amino acids. Gene Ontology annotation, molecular function: ATP binding; Hsp70 protein binding. The transcript is spliced from 12 exons. The record is from RefSeq and is a predicted model, not a curated record. Lineage: Eukaryota; Metazoa; Porifera; Demospongiae; Haplosclerida; Niphatidae. Gene Ontology annotation, biological process: response to heat; protein folding.